AUGUCGAAAAUUCGAAGCUGUGGAUCGUUGGCCUCGGGGAACGCCCAUCUCUUGAAGGUGAAGGGUGAACCCCAAAGCAAAGAGGAUCGCAUCAAAGAUCUGGAACGUCAGAAGGAGGAGAAAUGCAGCGUGAGCUUGAAGCUCUUAGCUACAUGGACGGAUCUGAAGACAAUGCUUCACCGGCAUCUUGAUGAAAAGGAUCGAGCAUCCAGUGCUAUGAAGCGAUCGCCUCCAAAGUCAACCAAGAACACUCCAGUCAAGUCUACAGUUGCGACCAAGAAGACCCGAAAAGAAGGUGAUGCGAAGGCGAAGUGCAGCACAAAGGCUGCUGCGAAGUCAAAGCCUGCACCGGAGACUGGAAGCCCCGAUGGUGGGAGUGGCUCUACUUCGGAGGAGCCAUCCGUGAAUGACCUUCAGCAACAGUUGGACCAAGCCAGGGCUUUGAUCAAGACUUUGCAGAAGCAGUCCAAGGGUUCUGCCACCCCGCCCCCGGGUGGUGCGACCAAGCCAGCUACCCCUGCAUCAGCAGGUGAUGAGGUGGAGCUGGCCAAUGAUUGGCAUGAGCCCACCUCUGAGAAGGCUCCGGAGGAUGAUGGCAAAGUGCAAACGCCUGCCGAAGGGGAAGAGGAGGUUGAAAAGAAAUUCGCCGAUGGGAUGUUGACCAAAAUGUCAAAGAUCACGGACUUGAUUUCAAAGUUGGAUUCGUUUGCCAAUGGGGAAGACAAGAGCCGUGUGAAGAAGUCCAUCGAUGCCUUGGAGUCAAAGCUCAUGGCAGCACAGACCGCCUAUGACAAGUUCGCAGCGGUCAGAUCUUCACUGGGUUCCACAGCACGCACUGAGGAGAACGCAAAGGAGCUCAAGGUGACUAUGCGUGAGGCCAUGGAGAAGUGUCCCGGCAUGGCAUCGGCGCUUGCAUCGGCUGAAGUCCAAGCGAGGACCCUCACCUGCAGAAAGCGCAAGUGGCAUGUGCCCAAUGCACAUGAUGCCUCUUGCAGAGAUGCUAUCCGACAGGCACGGGUGACAAGAGUGAAGGCCAAGGGGCUGAAGAAAUUGGCCAAGGUCAAGUUGAAACGGAGUGAGGAAGGGGCACACCAUGUGUUCCAAAAGUUUGGCCAAUCCCUGGAUGUCAAGAUUUCCAAGACCGAUUUGCCUUCCAAGAAGAACUUCCCAUACGUUACCUUUACGGACUGGUUUCGCUAUGUCGUAGAAUGUGACAACUUGGAAUAUUUGGUCGGUGUAUCAGAAGUUGCUGACAUGAAGAAAAUUCUGUCUACAUUUUGGACUCGAUUUACAGCACUUUACCCACAACACGUGGUAGCUCAAAGGGCAGUGACAGAUGCUGACUUUUCACCGGAGAUGUGCAUACCAGUCCUUUAUCACGGAGAUGAGGGGAGGGGGCUGAAGAAAAAACAACUGAUGGUGCUGUCGACACAUGGGAUGUUAGGUAAAGGCUCUGAACCUAGCAAAAAGGCGUCCAAUGACAUGAAUGACCCCAAUGGACCAUUGAGACUCAAUAUGAUUGGCAACAGCUAUUUGAACCACUUUUUGCAGUGUGUUCUACCCAUCAGUCUUUACAACGAGACACCAGAGGCACUGUAUCAUAUGUUGGACAUCCAGGCGAAAGAGUUUGCUCACCUUUUUGAGAGAGGGGUGGUUGUCAAAGGCAUGCGUUUCUUUAUUUGCUGUGUGGGUGUGAAAGGUGAUGCACCGUUCCUGACAAAGAGUGGAAUGUUCCUACGAUCCUUCUCACGAAGGCCAACUCGGGCUUCCAGCAAGAAGCCGUGCACAGGGAUUUGUCAUUUGUGUUUCGCUGGUAGGGAAGACUGUGACCAGCCUUUCCCAUUUGAAGAGUAUGGUGUGAGAUCCCCAGCAUGGCUGCAAACGGUUGGAUUGGAGCGGCCAUUCUCAACACCAUCCCCGCUGUUGCAAAUUCCUUUUGGGGUGGAUGGUACCGAUGAAACACUUUGGUGUUUUGACCUUUUCCACAACUUUCACAGUGGCAUGGGGAAGUAUUUUGCAUCCAGUGCCAUUUGCGUUUGCAUGGAGUUGAUCGAUCGAACCAUUGAUGAGUCAUUUGAUGUGCUCACUCAAGACUUCAAGGACUAUUGUCGCCGAAAUAGAGAAAGCCCUUACCACAAGAAGAUCACGAAAUCCUUGUUGGGAGUUGAGGCAGGUUUCCGUGAUUGCCCCGAUGGAACUUGGAGCAAAGGGGACUUCACACGACUGAUCUUGAAAUGGUUUGGUGACUACUGUUCACGCCAUGUGAUCGGCAAAACAGAGGAUGUUCUGUACUUGAAAUGUGCUGAAGCUGUUUUCGCUAUCAAUGAUUGCUUGGGCGGAUUGUAUCGCUCGGGGCUCUUCAUCCCAUCCCAAUGUGCGCAGAGAUUGGCAAGUCAGGGCCUUCUCUUUUUGAGGCUUUACUCUGAGCUCGCUGGGCUGACCUAUUUGAGAAAGCUGCGGCGCUUUCCAUUGGCGCCGAAAGGCCAUUACCUUCACCACCAGUUUCUCACUUUGUAUUUCCAAUCCCGACGAUGCCAAUGGGCGUUGAAUACUUUGUCGAUGUCAGUUCAAUUAGAAGAGGAUUUUAUUGGCUGA
This is a messenger RNA of Cladocopium goreaui, 2595 nucleotides long. The record is from the annotation of a GenBank genome assembly. Lineage: Eukaryota; Dinophyceae; Suessiales; Symbiodiniaceae.